Kogia breviceps (pygmy sperm whale) is the source of this 353-nucleotide messenger RNA. RefSeq names its product cytochrome c-like. Lineage: Eukaryota; Metazoa; Chordata; Mammalia; Artiodactyla; Physeteridae. The record is from RefSeq and is a predicted model, not a curated record. Gene Ontology annotation, biological process: mitochondrial electron transport, cytochrome c to oxygen; mitochondrial electron transport, ubiquinol to cytochrome c. Gene Ontology annotation, cellular component: mitochondrial intermembrane space. Gene Ontology annotation, molecular function: heme binding; electron transfer activity.
AUGGGUGAUGUUGAGAAGGGCAAGAAGAUUUUUGUUCAUAAGUGUGCCCAGUGCCAUACUGUGGAAACGGGAGGCAAGGACAGGACUGGGCCAAAUCUCCAUGGCCUGUUUGGGCGAAAGACAGGUCAGGCUGUCGGAUUUUCUUACACAGAUGCCAACAAGAACAAAGGCAUCACCUGGGGAGAGGAGACACUGAUGGAGUAUUUGGAGAAUCCCAAGAAGUACACCCCUGGAACAAAAAUGAUCUUCACUGGCAUUAAGUAGAAGGGAGAAAGGGCAGACUUGAUAGCUUAUCUCAAAAAAGCUACUAAUGAGUAAUAGUUGGCCACUGCCUUAUUUAUUAUGAAACGAAU